AUGCUGCUCGGCCUGCUCCUCUCGCUCUCGUCGGGCCUCGCUCUCACGCCGCGGCUCGCUCUGCGAGCGGCACGGCCUCCACGUUGCGCGCCUCCGGCGCUCGUCUCCGAACGGCACAACCAGGCCUACAAGGAGACGAUCAAGCUCUUUGAGCCGCUUGCGCCUGAUGCGCCGCUCCGCCGCGUGCCCCUGGCCUCGCACGUGCCGCACCCGGACGGCGACUGCCUCAUCCACACCACCACCGAGCCGCUCCUCAGCGCGGCCGAGUGCGCUGCGAUCGUGGCAGAGUCGGAGGAGUGGGCGGCGCGCGAGGGCGGCUGGACGUCGAGGCGGCACUUUAACCACCCGACAAUUGACAUCCCUCUCUCCGAGCUGCCCGCGACGCGCUGGUUCCUCAACACCGACGCGCUGCCCAAGCGGAUCUACCCGAUGCUCGGCGCCGCUUUCGAGGAGAGUUUGCCAAACUGGCGCGCGCUGCGGGUGGCGGACGCGUUCAUAGUGAAAUAUGACGCGGCGGGAGGGCAGACGCACCUGAAGCCGCACCGCGACGGCUCGGUCGUCUCCUUCAACAUCGCGCUCAACGAGCGGUGCGAGUACGAGGGCGGCGGCACCUGGUUCGACGGGCUCGGCGAGGCGCUGCCGAUCGAGCGCGGCCACGUGUGCUGCCACGCGAGCGGGGUGCUGCACGGGGGCCACCCGAUCACGAGCGGGGUGAGGUACAUCCUCGUCGCCUUUGUGAUACUCGAGGGCUACCAGAACUGGGCGAUGCGGUUCAUGAAGUCCGUCUGGGACUACUGAGUCUGCUACUGAGUCUGCCCAUUCCCUCGUGCGGUAGCCGCGGUGACCGGUGUUGAGUCUUGUGCGUAUGGGGUGUAAAUAUGCGACAUUUU
Molecule: messenger RNA, 890 nt
Organism: Emiliania huxleyi CCMP1516
Lineage: Eukaryota; Haptophyta; Isochrysidales; Noelaerhabdaceae
Exons: 2
Coding region: 1-798 (265 amino acids)
Molecular function (GO): oxidoreductase activity, acting on paired donors, with incorporation or reduction of molecular oxygen; L-ascorbic acid binding; iron ion binding
Source: RefSeq, a predicted model, not a curated record